AUGGGCUGUUCUGGCAGAGUCAAGGCGGGUGAUAUCAGGCCCGAGCAGAAAUGGGACUUUAUCAGUCUCAACGAUUUCCAUUCCACGUCUUGCUUCGAGUUCCUCGCCUACGGAUAUCUUUGGGUGAGUCUCCUCAUCUCCCUGGCGGUAUAUGGCGUCGACACCUUCACCGCCGUCAAUCUCCUCGCUUUCGACAAAUGGUCCUCUUCCGUCCAACCCGUCGUCGACUUCAAAGUACAAAAGUGGGUCUUCGCGGGAUGUAUCAUUGCGUCCUGGGUCAAUCUGGGCUUCGAACACGUGCGAGCGAUGCACGUGAUGAAGCGCGGCGCAGUCGCCGAGAACUAUUUGGACUCGCUGGCUGUUCGGCUGCAGUGUAUUCGACUGGGCAAGGGACGCGGCUGGAGACGCUUCUUGGUCUUCUCGGAAUUGACCAAGUCCAAGAAGGGCGCGGAAUAUGUGGCCUUGUUCACCUUCUUCAGCUUCCAGACUUGGAUUCGAAUCAUCUUCUGCCAAGGUCCUCGCCAAGUCCUCAACGCCUUGACCCUCUGGGCCGUCGUCAAGUCCUUCGACUCGACUGCUGGCAAUGCCGGCUCAACCAUCCUCAAGUUCUUUGAGAACGUGGAGAAGCUUGCCGACGAGAACCACCUCCAAGCAGUCGUCUACUCUGGCAUGCUUUUUACCCUGGUCAUUUGGGCCUUUGGAGCCCUCUGCCUCCUCUUGUCGGCACUCUUCUACAUUCUUUUCCUGUGGCACUACAUCCCGAAUGCGGAUGGUGGGCUCUCUGGAUACUGCGAACGCAAGGUCAACCGACGAUUGGCCAGCAUCGUCAGUGUCAAAGUGAACAAAGCUUUGGAAAAAGAAGAUCGGAAACUUCAGAAACUGGACGCCGAAGCCGCCAAGAAGGGAGAGAUGGGCCGCCGCCAAGCGACUCUGCCGACCCUCUUGGACCACAAGAGCAGCGACGGCUUUCCGGCGAUGCCAACCCUGUACCGACAAGAUACCGCAACCACCCUUCCGGUCUACGCGAGCCGACCCGGGACUCCAGCCAGCCAGCCGCCGUUCCCUGAUUUGGCAGCGGGUCGAUUCGACCAGAUGCGACCCACUCCUUCACGCAUGGGCACCCAUUCAUCAUCUGGGUCAAACGCACCACUGAUGAGCCAUGCUUCCGAUAUGGGCUACGCUCGGUCUGGCUCACCAGCGCCUUCGCUGCCUCCCUUGGACGCCGCGGGAUACCCAGCACCGCCACAACGAAGCAUGACAGCCAAUUCGAAUGCCAGCCACUGGAAUCGUGGUCCGCCCGGUUCACCAAGAAUGCCCAGCGCGAUGGGGGCUAGAGGAUACGCUGCUAGUCCCGUGUCGUACGAGAACACCUCGGCCGUGGGGAACGGCCCACGAAUGGAUGCCUACGGCCGACCCUUGCCACGAGCAAUCGAUAAUCUAAGAUCCCAAACACCUUUAGGUCCCGCACCAAGCAUGGGCCGUCGCUCCCCCUUUGAUCAAGGUUCCAUCCACGGCUCCCAGGGACCUCAGGACUCUCUCGGUGGCUUCGCCCCUCCCAACUCCGCACCAUACCAAUCCUACGAUUCUAGCGUGCGGAGCGCAUCGCCUGGUCCUGGAACCCCUAGCUACCCGGGUAACAACCAGCAACAGCCGUAUCGCACCGCAAGCCCUGGGCCUGGAGCACCGAACUACCCCAACCGCCAGCCUCAACCAUAUUACAACGUGACUGACGGUCGGAGCGCAUCGCCUGGUCCGGGAACCCCCAGUUACCCGGGACACAACCCGCAGCAGCCGUAUCGCACCGCAUCUCCUGCCCCUGGUGCACCCAACUACCCAGGCAGAAACAUGCAAUAA
Messenger RNA from Drepanopeziza brunnea f. sp. 'multigermtubi' MB_m1, 1854 nucleotides. RefSeq lists its product as uncharacterized. Gene Ontology annotation, cellular component: plasma membrane. Gene Ontology annotation, molecular function: potassium ion transmembrane transporter activity. Gene Ontology annotation, biological process: potassium ion transmembrane transport. The record is from RefSeq and is a predicted model, not a curated record. NCBI's taxonomy places the organism in Eukaryota, Fungi, Ascomycota, Leotiomycetes, Helotiales, Drepanopezizaceae.